Molecule: messenger RNA, 3077 nt
Organism: Chelonia mydas (Green sea turtle)
Lineage: Eukaryota; Metazoa; Chordata; Testudines; Cheloniidae
Gene: MCOLN2
Product: mucolipin TRP cation channel 2
Exons: 14
Coding region: 367-2127 (586 amino acids)
Cellular component (GO): lysosomal membrane; plasma membrane
Molecular function (GO): NAADP-sensitive calcium-release channel activity
Source: RefSeq, a predicted model, not a curated record
GGCCCAGGCAGGCAGCAGGUCUGAGGGGCAAGCGAGCAGCACGUGGGAAACCACGGCAGCCGCGUCCCAACCCUGCAGCGCGCUGCGAGUCCCAGCUCCAGGCUCCUGCUUUAAGACCAAGGCGCGCCCGGCCUUGCCGCGGGGAGGGGCGGGCGUCAGCGCCGCAGCCAGGCUAGGGGGACGCUCCGGCUCCGCAGCCCCGACGCCGCCGGCUGCCCUUCCAAUGCCCAGGGCUGCCGGCGCCGGGCGCCUCCGCCCCGUUAUCCUCUGUUCCGGGCUCGCCCGGGGCGCCACGUGACCGCGGAUCCGGCUGCGGUGGCUUCGCUCGGCUGCCCCGGCUCGCCCGCUUCCCGCCCGCCCGGCUGCAUGGGUCCCGCGCCCCGCUGCCAGCGCGCCGCCCCGGGCAGCAGUGGGCGCGGCGGGGCCCCGCGGCCGGCGUGCGCCAUGGACCUGUCGGUGGGGUACUUGGCCAGGGGCCGGACGCUGGUGACCAGACGUAUGAUGGCUCAACCAGAUUCAGAUCUAGAAGAGGAUGCUUUAAAGGAGGAUUUGAAGUUUUACUUCAUGAACCCAUGUGAAAAAUACAGAGCCAGAGGUCAAAUCCCUUGGAAACUGGGUUUGCAGAUACUAAAGAUAGUUAUGGUUACCACACAGCUUAUUCUUUUUGGUUUGAGUAACCAGCUGGUGGUUUCCUUCAAAGAGGAGAACACUAUUGCCUUUAAGCAUCUGUUUCUGAAAGGCUACUCAGGAGUUGAUGAAGAUGAUUAUAGUUGCAGUGUAUACACACAGCAGGAUGUUUAUGACAGCAUUUUUUUUGCUAUUAAUCAGUACCGCCAAUUAAAGACGAUAUCCCUGGGCACACUUGGUUACGAGCAAGAUGAAGACGAUGUGUCAGGUUUACAGAUCUGUAAACAACAGUACAAGAAAGGCACAAUGCUUCCUUCCAAUGAUUCGCUGAACAUAGACAUUGCCAUUGAAACAGACUGUAUUCACCUAGAGCCACAGAUGCUAGCCACUAAGAGAUCUGGUGAUUUGAAGAUGAUAAAUUCAUCAUUUUUCAACUUCGAAUUUUAUAGGCUUAUACAGGUUGAAAUCUCCUUUCAACUUAAAGGCAUUGAUCUACAAACAAUUCAUGCCAGAGAAUUGCCUGACUGCUACGCCUUUCAGAAUACUAUUACUUUCAACAACAGAGCCCACAGUGGUAAAGUAAAAAUUUAUUUUGAUAGUGAUGCUGAUAUUCAAGAAUGCAAAGACUGGCAUAUAUCUGGAUCUAUAGUUCAGAAAAACACUCAAUAUAUUUUGGUUUUUGAUGGAUUUGUCAUCGUAAGUUGCUUUGCUUCCCUUAUACUCUGCACACGAUCCAUUGUUCUUGCGCUGAAAUUGCAAAAAAGAUUUGUGAAUUUCUUCCUGGAAAAGUACAAACGUCAUGUCUGUCAUGCUGAUCGUCUGGAGUUUAUAAAUGGAUGGUAUGUCCUGGUGAUUAUCAGUGAUGUGAUGACAAUCAUUGGAUCUAUAAUGAAAAUGGAAAUAAAAGCCAAGAACCUCACAAGUUAUGAUGUUUGCAGCAUCUUACUUGGAACAUCGACUUUGUUUGUUUGGGUUGGAGUCAUCCGAUACUUAGGAUAUUUCCAGACAUACAAUGUGCUCAUUUUAACAAUGCAAGCAUCGUUGCCCAAAGUUCUAAGAUUUUGUUGUUGUGCUGGGAUGAUAUAUCUUGGCUAUACAUUCUGUGGCUGGAUUGUAUUAGGGCCUUAUCAUGAAAAGUUUGAAGAUCUGAACACAGUUGCUGAAUGUCUGUUUUCUUUGGUCAACGGUGAUGACAUGUUUGCAACAUUUGCUCAAAUCCAGCAGAAGAGCACCUUGGUGUGGCUGUUCAGUCGAUUAUAUCUGUAUUCCUUCAUUAGCCUAUUUAUAUACAUGAUCCUCAGCCUUUUUAUUGCACUCAUUACAGACUCUUAUGACACCAUAAAGAAAUACCAGCAAAACGGCUUUCCAGUAACAGAUCUUCAUGAAUUCCUUAAAGAAUGCAGUAGCACAGACUAUAGCAAAGAACCACAGGCUUCCAUGCCUUUCAUCUGCUGUUGUAGGAGACGAGGAAGUGAUGACAACUUGAUACUUAUUAACUGACAACCUACUGCUGAAAUUCACUGCUCAAGAAUGUUCAGAAGGAACAAACGGCUGUGGAAAAACAGCCCCCCAGAUUUCAAGAAGAUCUGUCAUUUGGGGCUAUUUCCUUGUAAACAUUAUGACCCUAUUUACUUCAAUAGUUUGGGGAGGCGAGCAGGGCAAAAAGCUGCUAAUGGUUGGUGGCAGCUGGCUGACCACAUUGGAAGUUCAAAAGCUACCUUUCUUUGGACUAGAAUGAUGAACUGAUGACCAUUCCCACUCUGUGUUCUACCGUCUGAGGCCUGAACCUGAGAGAUGCUGUCUGUGGGACCUGUCGUUUGCUCAGCACCUUCUUCAGAUCAGGCCCCAAACUAAUCUUCUGAUUCUUAAAUAUUUAUAUUAAGGAACAUAUUUAAAAAGGAAUAAACACACUUGUUUUUAAGUAGAAUGUUGAAUAUUGCAGUUAUUGGUAAGGGGUGUUUCAGGUCAUUCAUUUAAAGUGAUGUAUUGGAAAUGGAGAUUGUAAUUCCUAUUUGACAUAAAACAUGAUUCAGUUGCUUGAAAUAAAUUUGUGUAAUGCAGAGCUGUACAAAAAUGCAAAAUAAUUGUCUUCAUGUGCGUUAAAUUGAUUUAAAACUGUUAAGCCAUUUAUAUAUCGCUAAACUUGCCUACCAGAUCUUGUACAAAACAAAAGCAAUUUGUAGUUGCCCACUUCCUUUGUCUUCUGGCGGUGGGCUUACUCCAUUAUGUAAAAAAUCUUCAGUGUGUGUAAUAGGCACAUAGUAUAUUUGUUUGGGUACUUCAUCACAUUACUUAUUGGGAAAUAAGUCACAUAUGAUGUGAAUGUAAGCUUUCAGCACAGAUAUCACACAAGGGAUAACUUUUUAAUGAAAACUCACCUAAUUUCUGCCUAGUUUACCCUUCAAGUUUGACAUGGUAGUUCUAUACUGAAUAAAUCCCUUUUAAAAGUA